Messenger RNA from Saccoglossus kowalevskii, 1866 nucleotides. Its product is annotated as flocculation protein FLO11-like. NCBI's taxonomy places the organism in Eukaryota, Metazoa, Hemichordata, Enteropneusta, Harrimaniidae. The record is from RefSeq and is a predicted model, not a curated record.
AUGCGUGUGGAAAUCAUUACUACCAGUGUAGCCACAACUCAACCUGAAGCAACUGUAACUGUGUCAUUUCCAUCAAAGAAGGAAAGAGAUGCACAUAAACACAAUGAAGAAUAUGUUAAAGAAUUUUCUUGGGAAGAGCAUGUACGAUUGGAACACUCUCCAAAAACACUUACUACAAAUGUUUCUAGUGACUCAUCAGAAGCUAAUUUUGAACCUGUGAGAAAGUUUGCCAAGGUUGAUGAGAGUUCCUCAUCCAAAGGAUUUAGUGUUCAAUCUCAACUUCCCUGGAAUGACAUGCAUCAGAAAAAUCCAUCUUGUUUUUGGAUCACGGAUCUCCAGGAUUUACACUCUAUUGUAGCUGGUGCAGCGUCCCAUCAAAUGAAGGUUAUUGUCAUGAAUGUUCCACAGCAAACACCAUGGAAUACAUCCAAGCCACCAAAGAAUGGUGAUGAAAGCAAUGACAGUCGUGAGUCAUCUGCCUGUGUGUAUAAAGUAAUCAUAUGUCCUAAAUCAUUCACCGUAGCAGAUAUACCAGAUACUGAGCUUAAUAAGGUACCAGUAGCUAAGGUGAGGGAUCCCAUGAUGUAUAAUAGAAUCACUUGUGAAGGAAAUUAUAAGUCAAUUCAUCCAAUAUUAGAUAAAACGUCUGCUCAAUCAGCUCAAGUACUGUCUGGAUCAGUCUUACCCAGUGCAUCCUCAACUUGUAUCUUAUCAACCCCGAGUACAUUUACAGAAUCAAUGGUGCCAGUGCAACAACAGAUAAUAUCCUUGCAAGGUCAGUCUGGUCUUACACCAGGGAUAUCUCUACACGGCCAGCCUGUGGAUAUGUCUGAAUUAAUGCAGCAUACAGAUCAAACUGUCCCUAGUACGGUAACACAGAAUGUAGUAAUGAAUAUACAGGGCAAGGAUUUUUUAUUGAUUCCAGCUCAGCAAGGCACUGUGCAUCCUGCAGUCACAACUACAUGUAUAUCUUCAAGCACAGUGUCUCCCAUAGUGUCAACUGGAGAAAAAACAUAUCUUCGGCCAAAACCAACAUUGAAAAAAGCAGAACAAGAAAGCAGUUGGUCUCAAAGAGCCAGAUCUAAAUAUUUGAAACCAGCUGCUAAAACAUUAUUUCGCACAAAGAAAAAAUCUGUCUUUGAAAAAGUAACAAAUAUACCUGCUCCUCUAGGUAAUGCUGGUAAAUUGAGACAUCAGUCACCAGAUUCAACUGUGGACUGUGUAUCUGCUCGAUAUACAGCUUCUGCAAAUGUAUUUCACAGUGUUCCAGCAUCUACCAGUGCAACAGUCACACCAGCUAUAACAAAACGGGGAUGUUUGUCAAAUUCAGCCGAACAGAGUCAAACAGUUCUGCUCUCUCAUCAGACGUCUGUGGAUCAAACAACUGAGGGUGCAGAAAUAACAAACCUGCAUACAAAUUCAAUGUCCAGUCCAUUUGAGAUAAAGAAAGAAAAACCAAGUCCUGACAAAGCUAUAACUGUUUAUAGUGAUAGUUCAUCAGAAAUUAAUUCUCCAACUGCAGUUGCCUGCACUGAGAGAGGUACCGACGCUGACACGGACAACCAAACCACAUGGGUUGUGGUUAAUGUUGAUGGUUGUAAUGUCAUUUCUCAGCAAAAACAUACAGAUCAAAAUAAAAUGCCUGGCACUAGUGUCGAAAGUACUAACCUUGAGGGCUCUCCUGUGUCAGGUAUUAACAGUGAGGCCUCCCCAUCAGCUCCAGUUAAGGAAUCUACAACAGCUAUUGGUUCCCGGUCAUCAGUUUCAAAGCCUGCCAAGUCAGAUGUGAUUGGUGGAUCAAAAAACUCAAGUCGCAAAACAUCCACACCUGUUCGGUUUCUCCGUAUUAAAACUGAACCAGAAUAA